Aspergillus clavatus NRRL 1 is the source of this 1287-nucleotide messenger RNA. RefSeq names its product NAD-dependent epimerase/dehydratase family protein. The transcript has a single exon. Gene Ontology annotation, biological process: beta-D-galactose catabolic process via UDP-galactose, Leloir pathway. Gene Ontology annotation, molecular function: UDP-glucose 4-epimerase activity. Bases 1 to 1287 code for a protein of 428 amino acids. NCBI's taxonomy places the organism in Eukaryota, Fungi, Ascomycota, Eurotiomycetes, Eurotiales, Aspergillaceae. Gene Ontology annotation, cellular component: cytosol. The record is from RefSeq and is a predicted model, not a curated record.
AUGGAAAGCCACCAGCAAUCCGACGCAAGCACUCCUGUGGAGCCCUGCUCCCCGGUCUGCGUGGACACACCAGCAACGCAAUCCUCCGUGUUAUUUGACACUCAUCUGGAUGAUCUUCUGCGCCAUUUCCCCCUUGAUCAAUAUAUCCUGGUCACCGGGGGGCUCGGCUUCAUUGGGAGUCACACAACAUUGGAGCUUCUCAAGGCCAACUAUAACGUGAUCGUGAUCGACAACCUGAGCAACUCCUUCCAAAACGUCUUCGACCGCAUCAGCCUCUUGGCGUCCAAGUACCAUGAGCAGCAGGGCACGAAGAUGCCCUCGCUGCAGCUGCAUGCGCAUGAUUAUCGGGACACCACUGCUCUGCGAGACCUUCUAGAACAAUACCAAACCGAGACUCGUUGGGGUACCUCCAAGUCCAAGAUUUCUGGUGUCAUCCACUUUGCCGCUUACAAGGCUGUUGAGGAGAGCAUCCGAAACCCAUUGAAGUACUAUGCGAACAAUGUCAGCGGUCUCAUUGACUUCGCCACCACUCUGGGUGACUAUGGCAUCAAAACCUUCAUCUUCUCCUCGUCUGCCACCGUGUAUGGCACAUUGGCUACCUCGGGCCUUCCGCUGAAGGAGGAGCUCUGCACCCACAAGGAGGAGAUCUACGUGGACCAUGAGGGUGUUCCACAGCCUGUGCAAUCCGGAUGCACAGGUAUCACAAACCCAUAUGGACGAACCAAAUGGAUCUGCGAGGCGAUUCUGGCCGAUCUCGCCGCAUCGGAUCCGGAGUGGACGAUUGUGGCUCUGCGUUACUUCAACCCUAUCGGGUGUGACGAAUCUGGCCUUCUUGGCGAAGAUCCCCGGCAGACCCCUACCAACCUUCUUCCUGUCGUCGUCAAAGUCAUGACGGGUGAGUACAAGGAACUGCAGAUGUUUGGAACCGACUGGGACACCGAAGAUGGCACAGCGGUCCGUGACUUCAUCCACGUCACCGAUCUUGCUCGCGGACACAUCGCGGCCCUCGGUGCCGCCAACGAGGGCAAGUUGAUGGAGAACUUCCGCACGUUCAACUUGGGAACAGGGCGCGGACACUCUGUCAAAGAGGUGGUGGAAACCAUGGAAGGAGUGUCCUCGAAGCACAUCCCCAGAAGAGCAGCCGAUCGCCGCGCCGGCGAUGUCGGCUCCUGUGUCGCUGUGGCCGCAAGGUCACAGGAAGAGCUCAACUGGCAGACAGAGAAGUCGCUCGAGGAUGCGUGCGUGAACCUUUGUAACUUCCUGGAGGUCAGUGGCUUGUCUUCGUGA